Molecule: messenger RNA, 3819 nt
Organism: Anastrepha ludens (Mexican fruit fly)
Lineage: Eukaryota; Metazoa; Arthropoda; Insecta; Diptera; Tephritidae
Gene: fz2
Product: frizzled-2
Exons: 3
Coding region: 1705-3819 (704 amino acids)
Biological process (GO): non-canonical Wnt signaling pathway; canonical Wnt signaling pathway
Cellular component (GO): plasma membrane
Molecular function (GO): Wnt-protein binding; Wnt receptor activity
Source: RefSeq, a predicted model, not a curated record
CGUGUCGUUUGGUUUGUUAUAAAAUUCAUGCGGAAGUGGUAGAAUAUAAAGCUUAGCAAUUGCAUUUGCGGCCGAAGGCAAACGUAUAGGGAGUGACAAUAAAACACUGCACCAUUAAAUGGAUGUAUUGUGUAAAGUUAUGAAAGAAAACUGGUGAUAUAAAUAAUGUAUCGACUUUGCUGAUACAAUUAAUCGUAAACUACUUGGGCAAUUGUGUGUACUUUUCGUUAACUACUUAUUUUUGUUUGUGUGUACCAUUCACUGCUACUCUCAAACACAAAAUUGAUUUUUGGCUUAACUCGCAAAAUUCUCGUUACAACCACUACUCUCCGUUGGUCCGGUUUUUGGACAUACCAUACCGGGUAUCUUCGUAUAAACGUCGCUGUCAUUUCGUUACGACUCGUUUGCAGUAAUUUAUUUUCCAUAAAUAAAUUUGUUAUGCUUUGUUAAAAUUAGCGGAAUAUAAAUACAACAAAAGAACGAUAUAAGAAACGGAGUAUAAAAACGAAAAAAAGCAACGAGCCAGUAAUUCAGCUAAAAGAAAAUUGGGAGAAUUUUCGUUAGCGGCGGCAAAACAAUGACAGCAACAAUAAACAUGUGAACGAAUGCAAUGAGAGCAAGAAAAGUUAACGAAAACAAAUUGUACAAAAAAAGCUCUUCAAAUCAAACGAGUUAAACGUAGAAAACGCGGUGAAAACGUUGAAUGAAAAUUGAGAAUUUCUCGCGCUGUUUACAUGCUGCAGUCAGUCUGGCAGACAACAGACAACGAAACUCAUUUAUUCUUACACAUUUUUUGGUUAAUGUUGCUAUUGUAAAAACUGUUUGCUUUUGUUGUUAUUCUCAAUGAUUGUGAAAAUAUGUGGCGGCGGUGCGUUGGCCGAUGAUCGAUUAUGAUGGCGGCGUCAAUGAAUGCAACAGGGCAGACAGCAAGUGGCACAACCUGCCAAGCAGCACCAACGAUUUAUAAAAAAUAGAGUAGACGAGUUUUUUAUGUCUGAUAUUAAGUGCUAUAAAGUAACAAUUGCUUGAAGAAAAAAAUGAAUAAUAGUUUCCAAUAAAUUACAAGAUAAAACGCGCGCGCUAAUAACAAUUCAAGUUAUCGAAUUUAUUAAAAACCAUUUGAAAAAAAGUGUGAAACUUCUGCAAUUUUGUACGCUCAAAAUUUGUUGGCAAGUUGUACUGUAUUUCUACUCACUCGAUUCUUCUACACAUUUCGGAUACAAUCAUCCAAAUCUUCUAGUUCUGUGAUUCUUGUGUGCCAAAUUUACUCAAAAUUCGUAUUAAAAAAUUUUCUGAAAACUUUUUUUGGAUAAUCAACUGCUGAGAAAAAUAAGAUCUGCAAAUUUUUCCUAAUAUUUCAAAGACAAAUGCCGCUACGUAAUUAAACCAUAAACAACGACAAAAUGGAAUUGGAAAUGUUAUCCUUUGUUUGUCGUAAGCCGCUGAUUUGACAACGUGCUGCGCCUGCGGUUUAAACGGUAGUACAACGCGGCUCGAGCUUUGCUUCAGCUACUUAUUCACUACUCAACUGAACUAUCGACUUUAGUUAGCUGUGGCCUGUCGAACGCAGCUGAACUUUUCCAAAGCGCAACAACUCUGACUCCACAUUUUCGGCGCGUCUAAUAAGUGUGUACUGUUACGCACAACUUUACGCCACUUUCUCCGCAGAGAAACUUUACCAGAAAACAUAUACAUAGACACACAAUGGCCAUGUCUCGCGCUACGGCUAACAGGCGCAGAACGAUAGAACGGCAUCCGCUUGCGUUCUGCAAUUCCGUCUUCAUCCUCAGCGUCGUGCUCCUGCUACACACACACAACUGCCAUGCGGACGGCAUGCAGCAUUUAGCGGAUAGCGGCGGUGGUGUUGGCAUGGGCGGCAUGGGCUCCCAUUCGUUGGAUGUCAGUCCCGCGCCUGGCUAUGGGCUCCCCGCCAUACCAAAGGAUCCCAAUUCUCGCUGUGAAGAGAUCACUAUACCAAUGUGCCGCGGCAUUGGCUACAACAUGACCUCCUUUCCGAAUGAAAUGAACCACGAAACACAGGACGAAGCGGGUCUGGAAGUACAUCAGUUUUGGCCGCUCGUAGAAAUCAAAUGCUCGCCCGAUUUGAAAUUCUUUCUCUGUUCUAUGUACACGCCAAUCUGUUUGGAAGAUUAUCACAAACCGUUGCCUGUUUGUCGUUCGGUUUGUGAACGUGCACGCGCUGGUUGUGCACCCAUCAUGCAGCAGUACAGUUUUCAAUGGCCAGAGCGUAUGGCUUGUGAGCAUUUGCCACUUCAUGGUGAUCCCGAGAAUCUCUGUAUGGAACAGCCUUCGUAUACUGAGAGUGGCAGUGGCGGUUCAGGCCGUGAUGGCUCGUCAGGCGGUUCGAGUAGCUCAGGUGGCGGUGGUGGCGGCGGCGGUAGCGGUGGUAAGCGCAAGCAGUCUGGUGGAUCAACUUCACAGAAAUGCAAAGGCAAAAAUUCAAAAAACUGCCAAAAUUCCCUAGGAGAAAGAACAAACACAAAGGAAUGCACGUGCACGUGUCUCAAACCACUACUACUCCUGGGGAAGGAAGCGCUCAUGCAGCCACCACUCAUGCACUACCCCUGGUACAUGAAUUCAACUGUACAAAGAAUCGCCAGCGUUCCAAAUUGCGCGAUCCCUUGCAAGGGCCCAUUCUUCACAAACGACGAAAAGGACUUCGCCGGCGUAUGGAUCGCCCUGUGGUCGGGCCUAUGCUUUUGCAGCACCCUCAUGACGCUAACUACGUUCAUCAUCGACACCGAAAGGUUUAAGUAUCCCGAAAGACCGAUCGUCUUUCUAUCCGCCUGCUACUUCAUGGUCGCUGUAGGAUAUCUCUCGAAAAACUUUCUGCAGAAUGAAGAGAUCGCUUGCGACGGAGCUUUCUUAAGGGAGUAUUCGACUGGACCAAACGCAUGCACAAUGGUAUUCCUGCUAACGUAUUUCUUCGGCAUGGCAUCGUCGAUUUGGUGGGUUGUACUCAGCUUCACUUGGUUCUUGGCCGCUGGCCUCAAGUGGGGCAAUGAAGCCAUUACCAAACAUUCGCAAUAUUUUCACUUGGCCGCCUGGCUCAUACCCACAGUGCAAUCGGUGGCCGUGUUGCUGCUCUCAGCCGCGGAUGGUGAUCCCAUACUCGGCAUUUGCUAUGUUGGUAAUCUCAAUCCAGAUCAUCUGAAGACAUUCGUACUGGCACCGCUCUUCGUAUACCUCGUCAUCGGCACCACCUUUCUGAUGGCGGGCUUCGUUUCACUCUUUCGCAUACGUUCCGUAAUCAAACAACAAGGCGGCGUUGGCGCCGGUGUUAAGGCGGACAAAUUAGAAAAGCUUAUGAUACGUAUUGGCAUAUUUUCCGUCCUCUACACCGUCCCCGCAACCAUCGUAAUCGGAUGCUACCUGUAUGAAGCCGCCUACUUCGAGGACUGGAUCAAAGCGCUCGCUUGCCCGUGUGAACCGGUGAAAGGACCUGGCAAGAAACCAUUGUACUCAGUGCUAAUGCUGAAGUACUUUAUGGCACUGGCCGUAGGUAUUACAUCGGGCGUUUGGAUCUGGUCUGGUAAGACGUUAGAAAGUUGGCGUCGUUUCUGGCGUCGACUUUUUGGCGCACCUGAUCGCACCGGCGCCAAUCAGGCACUCAUUAAACCGCGACCGCCCAUACCGCAUCCGUACGCCGGCUCUGGCAUGGGUAUGCCUGUGGGAUCGGCGGCUGGUUCGCUGCUCGCCACACCAUACACACAGGCGGGCGGCGCAUCGGUGGCUUCCACCAGUCACCACCAUUUGCACCAUCAUGUUCUUAAACAACCGGCAGCGAGUCACGUAUGA